AUGACUGGCUACAUAAUAUCAAAUUUGAAGAAAGGGCAGAGGAUAUUAUGUGUCAAAUUCAGAGUUAAGAUCCCUCCGGUUGAUGAAUUUUGCAAGAGCACGCAGUCUAUAAACAAGACAGAUAUUUUCAAUCUUCCUUUGUCCCUUGAAGAUAAUUCAACAUUGACAGGAAUAGCAUCAAUACUCGAACAGUUUGCAACCGAAUUUAAUAUUCCUUGUGAUAAACCUAAUGGAUACAUUAAAUUUGAUAAUACGGAAAAGGAUUUCGACCUUAAGGCAGCCAGAAAACGAUAUUCGUUUAUGAAAUUAGUUCAGAUGCAUCACACUGAAAUGGUGGCGUUUGAGAAAGAGUUAACAAGUGGCGAGAAAUACAUCGCUGAGGCGGAUGUACAAUAUACAGAAGUAGAUGGCGAAUCUGAUGACAGUGAUAGUGAUAUCGAUGAUGCCACAAUAAUGCUUUUUGAUAAACACAAUGAUAAUAAGUUCACCACACAUUAUUGA
This is a messenger RNA of Paramuricea clavata, 501 nucleotides long. The record is from the annotation of a GenBank genome assembly. NCBI's taxonomy places the organism in Eukaryota, Metazoa, Cnidaria, Anthozoa, Malacalcyonacea, Plexauridae.